Messenger RNA from Otolemur garnettii (small-eared galago), 5054 nucleotides. It is a transcript of the gene MINK1, whose product is annotated as misshapen like kinase 1. The transcript has 32 exons. NCBI's taxonomy places the organism in Eukaryota, Metazoa, Chordata, Mammalia, Primates, Galagidae. Gene Ontology annotation, molecular function: protein kinase activity; ATP binding. The coding region runs from base 242 to 4288 and encodes 1348 amino acids. The record is from RefSeq and is a predicted model, not a curated record. Gene Ontology annotation, biological process: protein phosphorylation.
GCGCCGUCGCUCCGCGCCUGCGUAGGAGAGUCGGUAGGCUCGGGUUGCAGGCUCUGGGGCGAUAUAGCUCCUGUCAGUCGGUGGGUCGGUCCUUCCGCCGGCCCUCCCCUCCCCGGUCUCCGGGGGAGGCGCGGUGGAGUCCCCCCCAGGGCCCCCAGAUGGGGGAGAAGCAGCGACGGCGACAGUGGAGUAAUCGAGCCGGAGCGUGAGCGGCCCCGGGGCUCCGUUCCCCGCGGAGGCCAUGGGCGACCCAGCCCCCGCCCGCAGCCUGGACGACAUCGACCUGUCCGCCCUGCGGGACCCUGCUGGAAUCUUUGAGCUGGUGGAAGUGGUCGGCAAUGGAACCUAUGGGCAGGUGUACAAGGGUCGGCAUGUCAAGACCGGGCAGCUGGCUGCCAUCAAGGUCAUGGAUGUCACAGAGGAUGAGGAGGAAGAGAUCAAGCAGGAGAUCAACAUGUUGAAAAAGUAUUCUCACCAUCGAAACAUUGCCACCUACUAUGGAGCCUUCAUCAAGAAGAGCCCCCCUGGAAAUGACGAUCAGCUCUGGCUGGUGAUGGAGUUCUGUGGUGCUGGUUCAGUGACCGACCUGGUAAAGAACACAAAGGGUAACGCUCUGAAAGAGGACUGCAUUGCCUACAUCUGCAGGGAGAUUCUCAGGGGUCUGGCCCAUCUCCAUGCCCACAAGGUGAUCCAUCGAGACAUUAAGGGGCAGAAUGUGCUGCUGACAGAGAAUGCUGAGGUCAAGCUAGUGGAUUUUGGGGUGAGUGCUCAGCUGGACCGCACGGUGGGCAGGCGGAACACUUUCAUUGGGACUCCCUACUGGAUGGCCCCAGAAGUCAUCGCCUGUGAUGAGAACCCUGACGCCACUUACGAUUACAGGAGUGACAUUUGGUCUCUGGGAAUCACAGCCAUUGAGAUGGCAGAGGGAGCCCCCCCUCUGUGUGACAUGCACCCCAUGCGAGCCCUCUUCCUCAUCCCUCGGAACCCUCCACCCAGGCUCAAGUCCAAGAAAUGGUCUAAGAAGUUCAUUGACUUCAUCGACACAUGUCUCAUCAAGACUUACUUGAGCCGCCCGCCUACAGAACAGUUACUGAAGUUUCCCUUCAUCCGAGACCAGCCCACGGAGCGGCAGGUCCGCAUCCAGCUCAAGGACCACAUCGACCGGUCCCGGAAGAAACGGGGUGAGAAAGAGGAGACAGAAUACGAGUACAGCGGCAGUGAGGAAGAAGAUGACAGCCAUGGAGAGGAAGGAGAGCCAAGCUCCAUCAUGAAUGUGCCUGGUGAGUCAACACUACGCCGGGAGUUUCUCCGGCUUCAGCAGGAGAAUAAGAGCAACUCAGAGGCUUUAAAGCAGCAGCAGCAGCUGCAGCAACAGCAACAGCGAGACCCCGAGGCACACAUCAAGCACCUGUUACAUCAGCGGCAGCGACGCAUAGAAGAACAAAAGGAGGAGCGGCGGCGCGUUGAGGAGCAACAGCGGCGGGAGCGGGAGCAGCGAAAGCUGCAGGAGAAGGAGCAGCAGCGGCGGCUAGAGGACAUGCAGGCGCUGCGGCGGGAGGAGGAGCGGCGGCAGGCGGAGCGAGAGCAGGAAUACAAGCGGAAGCAGCUGGAGGAGCAGCGGCAGUCAGAACGUCUCCAGAGGCAACUGCAGCAGGAGCACGCCUACCUCAAGUCCCUACAGCAGCAGCAACAGCAGCAGCAGCAGCAGCAGCUUCAGAAACAGCAGCAGCAGCAGAUCCUGCCUGGGGAAAGGAAGCCCCUGUAUCAUUAUGGUCGGGGCAUUAAUCCCGCUGACAAGCCAGCGUGGGCUCGAGAGGUAGAAGAGAGAACAAGGAUGAAUAAGCAGCAGAACUCUCCCUUGGCCAAGACCAAGCCAAGCAGCACAGGGCCUGAGCCCUCCAUCCCCCAGGCCUCCCCUGGACCCCCAGGACCUCUUUCCCAAACUCCUCCUAUGCAGAGGCCAGUGGAGCCCCAGGAGGGACCACACAAGAGCCUGGUAGCACACCGGGUCCCACUGAAGCCAUAUGCAGCACCUGUACCCCGAUCCCAGUCCCUGCAGGACCAGCCCACCCGAAACCUGGCUGCCUUCCCAGCCUCUCACGACCCUGAUCCUGCCAUCCCCACACCUGCUGCCACUCCCAGUGCCCGGGGAGCUGUCAUCCGCCAGAAUUCAGACCCCACUUCUGAAGGGCCUGGCCCCAGCCCAAACCCCCCAGCCUGGGUCCGGCCAGACAACGAGGCCCCACCCAAGGUGCCUCAGAGGACCUCAUCUAUCGCCACUGCCCUUAACACCAGUGGGGCCGGAGGGUCCCGGCCAGCCCAGGCUGUCCGAGCAAGACCUCGCAGCAACUCCGCCUGGCAAAUCUAUCUGCAAAGGCGGGCAGAGCGGGGCACCCCCAAGCCUCCAGGGCCCCCUGCUCAGCCCCCUGGCCCGCCCAACGCCUCUAGUAACCCCGACCUCAGGAGGAGCGACCCUGGCUGGGAGCGCUCAGACAGUGUCCUCCCGGCCUCUCAUGGGCACCUUCCUCAGGCUGGCUCACUGGAGCGAAACCGUGUGGGAGGUAUCAGUGACCUCUCUUCUCCUGCCUUACUAUAUCCAGCCUCCUCCAAACUGGAUAGCUCCCCAGUGCUCUCCCCUGGGAACAAAGCCAAGCCUGAUGACCACCGCUCACGGCCAGGCCGGCCCGCAGAUUUCGUGUUACUGAAAGAGCGGACCCUGGAUGAAGCCCCUCGGCCUCCUAAGAAGGCCAUGGACUACUCGUCAUCCAGUGAGGAAGUGGAAAGCAGUGAAGAGGAUGAGGAGGAAGGUGAUGGCGAGCCAUCAGAGGGGAGCAGAGACACCCCAGGGGCCCGCAGUGAUGGAGACACAGACAGCGUCAGCACCAUGGUGGUCCAUGAUAUUGAGGAGAUCCCUGGGACCCAGCCCCCAUACGGGGGCGGCACCAUGGUGGUCCAGCGUACCCCUGAAGAGGAGCGGAGCUUGCUGCAUGCUGACAGCAAUGGUUACCCAAACCUGCCUGAUGUGGUCCAGCCCAGCCACUCACCCACUGAAAACAGCAAAGGUCAAAGCCCACCUUCAAAGGAUGGAGGAAAUGAUUACCAAUCUCGUGGGCUAGUAAAAGCCCCUGGCAAGAGUUCGUUCACGAUGUUUGUGGAUCUAGGGAUCUACCAGCCUGGAGGCAGUGGGGACACCAUCCCCAUCACAGCCCUAGUGGGUGGAGAGGGCACUCGUCUUGAUCAGCUACAGUACGACGUGAGGAAGGGCUCUGUGGUCAAUGUGAACCCCACCAACACCCGGGCCCACAAUGAAACUCCUGAGAUUCGCAAGUACAAGAAACGAUUCAAUUCUGAGAUCCUCUGUGCAGCCCUUUGGGGGGUCAACCUGCUGGUGGGCACGGAGAAUGGGCUGAUGCUGCUAGACCGAAGCGGGCAGGGAAAGGUAUAUGGACUCAUUGGGCGGCGACGCUUCCAGCAAAUGGAUGUGCUGGAGGGGCUCAACCUGCUCAUCACCAUCUCAGGGAAAAGGAACAAACUGCGGGUGUAUUACCUGUCUUGGCUCCGAAACAAGAUUCUGCACAAUGACCCAGAAGUGGAGAAGAAGCAGGGCUGGACGACCGUGGGGGACAUGGAGGGCUGUGGGCACUACCGAGUUGUGAAAUAUGAGCGUAUUAAGUUCCUGGUCAUUGCCCUGAAGAACUCUGUGGAGGUAUAUGCCUGGGCCCCCAAACCCUACCACAAAUUCAUGGCCUUCAAGUCCUUCGCUGACCUUCCUCACCGCCCUCUGCUGGUUGACCUGACCGUAGAGGAGGGACAGCGUCUCAAGGUCAUUUAUGGCUCCAGUGCUGGCUUCCACGCUGUAGAUGUCGACUCGGGGAAUAGCUAUGACAUCUAUAUCCCUGUGCAUAUCCAGAGCCAGAUCACGCCUCAUGCCAUCAUCUUCCUCCCCAACACUGACGGCAUGGAGAUGCUGCUAUGCUAUGAAGAUGAGGGAGUCUAUGUCAACACAUAUGGGCGGAUCAUCAAAGAUGUGGUGCUGCAGUGGGGAGAGAUGCCCACCUCUGUGGCCUACAUUUGCUCCAACCAGAUUAUGGGCUGGGGUGAGAAAGCCAUUGAGAUCCGCUCUGUGGAGACAGGCCAUCUGGAUGGGGUCUUCAUGCACAAACGAGCCCAGAGGCUCAAGUUCCUGUGUGAGCGGAAUGACAAGGUCUUUUUUGCCUCAGUCCGCUCCGGGGGCAGCAGCCAAGUUUACUUCAUGACUCUGAACCGUAACUGCAUCAUGAACUGGUGACAGGGCCCUGGGCUGGGGCUGUCCCACGCUGGACCCAGCUCUCCCCCAACAACCAGACUUCCCAGGCCUCUCCUUUAUUCCCCUCCCUGGGCUUUUGCUUUUACUGGUUUGAUUCACUGGAGCCUGCUGGGAACGUGACCUCUGACCCCCAAUGCUUUUGUGAUCACGUGACCAUCCUCUUCCCAACAUAUUCUUUCCCCAAAACUGUGCCCAUCCCCAACUUCUGGGGAGGGACACAGCUUCCCCUUACCAGAAAUCAAAUGGGCCUAGCCCCUCCCCCCCUUUCUCUACUUAAGAGGAGAAUGCUGGGGCUUGGACCCCUUACCCCACUGCUGCUGACUGGGCAGGGCCCUGGACCCCUUUAUUUGCACGUCAGGGGAGCCGGCUCCCCCCUUGAAUGUACCAGACCCUGGGGGGGGUCACUGGGCCCUAGGUUUUUGGGGGGUCACCAGCCACUCCAGGGGCAGGGACCAUUUCUUCAUUUUCUGAAAGCACUUUAUUGAUUCCCCUCCCCCCAAACCCCAGGGAAUGGAGGAGGGACCCCGCCAGCCAAAACAUUCCCCCUUCCCAAACCCAAUCCCCUCUUUUGGCCUCUGCCCCUCCUUGGAGUGAGGGAGUAGGAUGCUUUCCCCUCCAGCCCCCCUUGCUUGCAUCUGUACAUAGUGUGAGCAGCAAGUAGCCCUUUUCCUCCUUCCUCCGCCCUCCUCAAUGUAGUGGCCUUGGAUAUCCCGUUUGUUAAUAAAGACAAUUCAACCAGCUCCCACCA